Molecule: messenger RNA, 1497 nt
Organism: Rubroshorea leprosula
Lineage: Eukaryota; Viridiplantae; Streptophyta; Magnoliopsida; Malvales; Dipterocarpaceae
Source: the annotation of a GenBank genome assembly
CACUCUCUGGAAGCUUUCACUGAACUGAACUGAAGCACCAAAAACCCAAAUCCGGAUUUCGUUUUUCGAUAUACCCAUUUCAAAAUUUGGAAGCUUACUCUUACAUAAUGUAAGGGAGUUUCAGGGGAAAUUGGUUCUGGGAUGAGAGGGGGGAAGAUGGAGCAAACGUGGUUUGAGCCAAUGCCGAGAAAGAGGGUUCCGAUGAGGGUCUGGUUAAGCGUACAAAAAUCAAUGGGUCUCCUCGUGGGUGGGAAUCACACCUCUUCCAGGUUUUGCACUCGCUAAUUUUCUCUUUCGUUCUGUGUUUGGCUGGUUUCAAUUUCUCUUCAUUUUUCACUUUUCAAUCGAUCUGUUUGUCAAAGAUUUCGAUUCUGCGUUGCUAUUAGCUGCAUAGAAAAGGGUUAUUCAUGGAUAUUAAGGACUUGAGAUCAAAGAUGUUUCUCGGGUCUUGUGCGAGGCGUGUGCUUUUCCGUGCAUUUGUGUUUGCCUCUGCUCUGUCAAUUGUUCCUUUGCUGCAAAAUUUGUCUGGGGAUGAUCUAGGAAUGCUGAACUCCUUUGCCAACCAUGGUUGUGCCUGUGAAUCUGAUUUCUCUGGUCCAUUUCUGUUUAAGAGCACAAAAUUGUUUUCUUGUAUCUGGGGUUCAGUUGGAUCAAUCCACUGUAAUGAAAAUGUGAACUUGACAGCCAGUGUGAUUAGAGAGCUAAUGGGUAUGCAAAUGUUGAAUUAUGAUGCAAAAGCUCUCUGUGUUGGUCAUGGAUCGGCCUCGGCCAUUGGAGCUUUGAGAGACUUGGGAUUCACCAAUGUCUAUGGGGUUUAUAGUCAACCCUUUUUCUCGUCUCUGAAGCGUAAGAAGUUCAUCCAUGAGCUCGAUUACAAAGACAAUUCCUUGGAUUUUGUGCUGUGCAGAGACCUCGAUAAGGUUUCUGUCCCUGCACUUAUGGUGCUCGAGAUUGAGCGUGUUCUUAAACCCAGUGGGAUUGGGGCUAUGCUUGUGGGGUUUAGUGGAUCCGAACCAAACAGCUUAAUUAGGUCUGCAACCCCAAUUUCCUCAUUCCUGAAAGCUUCCAGUGUAGUGCAUGUUGCUCACUUGAAUCAGUUUACACUAGUGACUGCAUGGGCCUCUUCAAGUUCCUUAGAAGGACUGGUGUUUUCGUCCAUCAGUGGUGGGGACAUUAGACCCCAUCAACAUGUGGUUUGAAUAAUAUGUGUGUACUCAUUCUGCUUGCAGGGUGUCGUUGUUGCUGUUUAUUGUUUGUGAUGUUGAUGUUGUUGUUGCUCUUCCCAUGGUGUGUAGGGAAGAUAUCCAAGACGCUGCUUAAGUUGUCUUGUUAUGGUUGGGCACUAAUACUACUAAAUAAGCAACCAUGAUUAUGAUAUCUAUUUCAUUACUUGCAUACUGUUCUGCUUUAAUUUACUUGGGUAUCCUACUUAUUCGGUGGUUGGAUGAUGGGAGCUGCAUCAAGCAGGUUCUGUAGUAAUUAAGAACAAUUGUGACU